UAUUCGCUCGGRCUUCCUGUGUUUCGGUGAAAACUAAAAUGGCGGCCUUCAGAACGYAUUUCGUUUCUAGAACUUUUAGUUUGGUGAACCUAUGCACAAGGCGCAGUUUGAGCUCAAAAAACAAUUACUUUAGAAAAUACAAGCACAGAAGGAAUAGGAAGAUAAGUGAUUUAGAUAUAGAACAACUUCUAUACAACAGAACUACACGACUGGGAGAUGAAGCRGGAGCUKUGGACGGAGCUGUGAUUUCUGCAGAUAGCAGUAGUGCUGCUGGCACGAUUAARGAAACAAAUUAUGGUACUUGGUAUUAUUCAAAAGAAAGAUUGAAAUCCUUAAAGAAAAACGAAAAGAUUGUUGCUGUGRUUGCAGUUGCGAUGAUGCUUUUUGGGUAUUUUGGUAUAAAAUGGAUGGCAUCAGCACCACCCACCAAUACUACUGUUGAAAAGACUGAGCUUGAAUCAACUGAAACAGGGGAACAACCGGCUGCUACAUGACAAAACAUCUAGUUAGUAAUUCAUCCAGUUCAAGACAAUUGUGCCUACAGUAAUAGUACAAACACAAAAUAACUGUAAACUACUUUGUAUCUAAAACUGUUUAUUUCUUUUCAUUAUUUUUUUUUCUGUUCUAAUAAAAWUUUUUCUCAAUUCUAUACAAGAUGAAUGACAGUGGAAUUAUUGUUCAUGUACAAAUAAAAGUGCUAAUAAAUACACUAAAUACAUGAAUGAAUGACAUUAUUAAAAAUAUWAUAUUCACA
Messenger RNA from Exaiptasia diaphana, 754 nucleotides. RefSeq lists its product as uncharacterized. The record is from RefSeq and is a predicted model, not a curated record. Lineage: Eukaryota; Metazoa; Cnidaria; Anthozoa; Actiniaria; Aiptasiidae. The transcript has 3 exons. The coding region runs from base 39 to 494 and encodes 151 amino acids.